UCACACCACCAUCGUCACACCUUCAGAGAAGAGAAGCAUACAACAUGGUCAAGGUGUCCAUCGAGAACGAACCCGAGCGGCAGCCUGGAGAAAUGAAUUCGCCCUAUGCCAGUUCAGAAGCGUCCUCUUCAGUCAGUUCCCUCGUUUCCGAUCUUCCCGCGGAGUCGGAAACUCUCACUGAACGCAUCGCGGCACUUGUCGAUAUUGUGCCUCCCAGUACACGACGAGCAGUUGCCCAGCGUAUUUAUUCUGCUGCAUCUUAUGUUCGACGAGGGGGCAAGAUUGCUGGCACUGUCGUUUGGGUCAUCACGACAUCGGCGCUGUUGAUUGGUUUGCCUUUGGCUCUCAGUCUGGAGGAUGAAGCGAAAUUUGUCGCUCAAGAGCGGGAAGUUCUAGCUCAGCAACAGGGACAGCAGAUGCUUGCGCCCGGCGUGUUCCCUUCCCAAACGGGAUCCCAAAUGCCGCCACAGAAGAGCCAAGGUGUCGUCCCCCCUGGUUUUUAGAUCAAAAUAUAAUCAGCUUCUUAGUUGCCCAGGCCUCGCAAAAGCGCACCCCUCCAUGAAGUCACAUGUACUGUUUUGCUUUAUUGAUUAGCCAAACCCGUGCUGUUCCAGGCCUAUGAUAACCAUAUUCACUACGAUAAAUUUCAGCACCUCUAGUAGAGAGAGCCUCCAAAACAAUUAUUAACUUAGAGCCCGUUCGGCAACCAGGUAGCAUUAUCUCUACCUCGAUCUAUAUUCCCUAUCUUGACGACAGGUAGAGAUCAGCACUAUCUGCGAGAUUGACACGUUGUUGACGCGUUCGGUGGACUUGCA
Dacryopinax primogenitus is the source of this 815-nucleotide messenger RNA. RefSeq names its product mitochondrial import translocase subunit Tom22. Gene Ontology annotation, biological process: intracellular protein transport. Gene Ontology annotation, cellular component: mitochondrial outer membrane. The transcript has 2 exons. The record is from RefSeq and is a predicted model, not a curated record. NCBI's taxonomy places the organism in Eukaryota, Fungi, Basidiomycota, Dacrymycetes, Dacrymycetales, Dacrymycetaceae. Bases 45 to 503 code for a protein of 152 amino acids.